Messenger RNA from Athene cunicularia (burrowing owl), 2027 nucleotides. RefSeq names its product hydroxysteroid dehydrogenase like 1 (gene HSDL1). Gene Ontology annotation, molecular function: oxidoreductase activity. Lineage: Eukaryota; Metazoa; Chordata; Aves; Strigiformes; Strigidae. The coding region runs from base 224 to 1219 and encodes 331 amino acids. The record is from RefSeq and is a predicted model, not a curated record. The transcript is spliced from 5 exons.
CUGGGCUGGGUCUGGCAGGGCCGGGCCCGCUGGUUGGCGAGGGCGUGCCCGGAGCCCGCUAUCCCUCCCGGCAGGGGUGAGGCCUGCGGCCCGCAGUGCGCGUCGGCCGGCUGGGCGCGGGGAGGGCGGUGAGCAACGCGCUAAAGGAAGCGGCGGUAAGCUGUCGGCUCUGGUUGUAGAUCGAGUGGUGCCGAGGAGGCGGCGGUUGGGGCUUGUGAUCACCAUGGCUGCAGUGGAUCGUUUCAACCUCUUGUACAGGGAGAUCAGUCGUUCCUGCAAUUUUUACGUAGAGGCCCUGGCUAUAGUUGGAGCUUGGUACACAGUCAGAAAGUGUGUCUCGCUUGCAUUUGACACUUACCACAUGCUUAGGUUGCAUUUAAUUCCAAAGCUGGGCGGCAAGAUUGAUCUUGUCAAGCAGUAUGGAAAAUGGGCCGUGGUCACUGGUAGCACAGAUGGUAUCGGGAAGGCAUAUGCCGAAGAACUGGCAAAGCGUGGUGUCAACAUCAUCUUAAUCAGCCGAAACAAAGAGAAGCUGGAGGCUGUGUCUAGAAGUAUAUCUGAAACCUAUAAAGUGGAAACAGAUUUCAUAGUAGCUGACUUCAGCAAGGGGCGUGAGCCUUACCCAGGCAUUAAGAAGGCUCUAGAAGACCGUGAAAUUGGCAUUUUGGUGAAUAAUGUAGGAAUGUCUUAUCCCUACCCAGACUAUUUUACCAACCUGUCUGAGGAUAUGUUGUGGGACAUAAUCAAUGUAAAUAUUGCUUCUGCUAACAUGAUGAUUCAUAUUGUGCUGCCAGGCAUGGUAGAGAAGAAGAAAGGGGCAAUUGUGAAUGUUUCUUCUGCAUCCUGUUGUCACCCAACACCAAUGUUGACAAUCUAUGGAGCCUCUAAAACUUACUUGGACUAUUUUAGUAGAGCGCUACAGUAUGAGUAUGCCUCAAAAGGAAUUUUUGUUCAGAGUUUAACCCCAUUCAUAAUUGCUACAAAAAUGACAGCAUGCAGCAGCAUUACAUCAAAGAGAUCUUUCUUUUUUCCUUCUGCUGAAGAAUAUGCAAGUCAUGCCAUUUCUACUCUUGGGUUAUCCACAAGGACUACUGGUUACUGGAAGCAUGCAAUAAAGUUCACGCUGGGUGAGCGCCUACCUGAAUGGAUCUGGGCAUGGUUUGCAAUGUAUUUUCUCAGAACUAUGCGCAAGGAAGCUUUAACAUGCAAAGUGAAAUAGGAGUAUCUAGAUGUCCUGUGUAACGAGUACUAUAUUCUGAUCAGAGCAUUGCAAAAAUGUGCAGUGAACCUUGGUGGACUUACUGCAACUUAUCCAUACCUUGCUAAACAAGCUAUGUGUAACAUAGACAUCAGAAGUCUGGAUCCUCUCUAUCCUUAAAUAGCUCCUCUGCUGCUUUCCUCCAUCACAGAGAGCUAAUCUUUUUAAGGUUAAUCUUCGUUCACUUUCUCUUGAAGGUAAUUGAGCAGGAGCAGGUAGAGUUUUAAUUCUUAUAGUAAAUGACUGUUUCCUCCAUAGUGCUACAUGAUUUCAACUUGCAAAGUUGACUGAAUUUGAGAAUUCUCCAAAUAUGUCAGAAAUGGGCCUCAGAAAAUCAUGUUGUUCUAAAAGACAAUCCCAGUCAACUGUAUUAUGUUUCUUUAAUAUGUAGUUUUGUGUAACUCUUCUGCCUUCUAAGAGCGGAUGUAUGUUUGUUUGUUUGAAGUGCAAAUACUGCUUUUGGAUUAUGUUAUUUAAGGAACUUUUCAAAAUGAAGGUGUAUAACAAAGUGCUGUUGACUCAGAGGUUGUUUAAAUGAUGGAAAAGGUCAUACAGAGCCGUAAAGGAAUUUGGAGAUAAGCUUGUAUGCUUUCUUAUUCCAGGUGUGAAUGAUCUUGAUAAUACUUUAUAUAUUGCUUCAGCAAUCUGGAAUAUGGCUGGAGAAUUAAGAAUGUGAAAACACUAGAUAAAGAAAAAUAAUGAAGAAAUAUUUUUACUUAAAAAGAGGUUGGUUUCCUACAAUAAUAAAAAUUAUUGAAGUUUUGAUGCU